UAAACAGGUAAUGAGAUUAACCUAACAAGCCUUCUAUUCAUAUAUGUACAUAUAUGUGUAAAUAGACCGAAUUCACUUAGUUAGCCUAAGUGGAUAAGUAAACUAUAAAACCGUAAUACGUUCCAGUUUCAUUCGGUUCAAAGAUGACGUGUUUAAAGGGAGUGAGGAGAUCGGCGAUGGUGGCGCUUGCACCGGAUGCGCCGUACGUGGCGGCCGGGACGAUGGCGGGGGCUUUCAGCUCGUCAGCAAACCUCGAGAUAUUCGAGCUUCAUUUUCAGUCCUACGAUUGGGAACUGCCGCUCGCCGGCGAGGCGCCGAGCUCCGAGCGCUUCAACCGCCUUUCAUGGGGGAGGGCCGCGGCAGGAUCCGCCUCCGAGCAUUUCUCGCUCGGCCUUGUCGCUGGAGGACUUGUGGACGGGACCAUCAAUAUCUGGAACCCCCUCACUCUGAUCCGUCCUGAAGCAAAUGGAAACGCUCUUGUUAGCCAUCUCUCAAGGCAUAGAGGGCCGGUUCGCGGUCUUGAAUUUAAUGCCAUUGCACCAAACCUGCUUGGAUCUGGGGCUGACGAUGGUGAAAUUUGCAUAUGGGACAUGGCAAAUCCUGCUGAACCUUCUCAUUUUACACCCCCCAGGGGUAGCAGUUCUUCUUCUCAGGGAGAGAUUUCGUUCUUAUCUUGGAAUAGCAAGGUUGAACAUAUAUUGGCGUCUACUUCAUACAAUGGGACAACUGUGGUUUGGGACCUAAAGAGGCAAAAACCAGUAAUUAGCUUUUCAGAUUCAGUUAGAAGGCGGUGCUCUGUUUUGCAGUGGAAUCCUGAUGUUGCGACUCAGCUUGUGGUUGCAUUGGAUGAAGAUAGUUCACCUUCUGUGAGGCUAUGGGAUAUGUGGAAUACAAUGUCACCAGUUAAAGAGUUCACUGGGCAUACUAAAGGUGUAAUUGCGAUGGCGUGGUGUCCCAUUGACAGUUCCUAUUUGAUUACUUGUGCCAAAGAUAGUCGAACCAUUUGCUGGGACACUGUUUCUGGGGAGAUUGUCUGCGAAUUGCCUGCUGGCAACAACUGGAAUUUUGAUGUACACUGGUAUCCGAAGAUACCUGGGGUCAUAUCAGCAUCUUCAUUUGAUGGAAAAGUUGGCUUUUACAACAUUGAGGGUUGCAGUCGCUACAGUGUUGGAGAGAAUGAGUUUGGUGCAGCUCCUCUGAGGGCUCCAAAAUGGUAUAAACGUCCUGUUGGGGUGUCUUUUGGCUUUGGUGGCAAGCUUAUGUUGUUUCGCCCUCGGCCCUCUGCUGCAGGUGUCCCUGCUGGUGGUUCGGAGGUUUAUGUGCAUAACUUAGUUACUGAAGACAGUUUGUUUAGUCGAUCAUCUGAAUUUGAAGCUGCGAUACAAAAUGGGGAAAGGUCUUUGUUGAGGGUACUUUGUGAUAAAAAAUCUCUGAGUAUAUCUGAGGAUGACUCUGAAACAUGGAGCUUCUUGAAGGUUAUGUUUGAGGAUGAUGGGACAACAAGGACAAAACUGCUUGCCCACCUAGGUUUCAGUAUACCUACUAAAGAAAAAGAUAGUGUUGAAGGUGCUCUUUCUCAGGAAGUAAAUGCACUUGGACUUGAGGAUACAGUAGCUGAGACAGUUGGAUAUGGGGGUGAUAAAGAAGCCACCAUUUUCUUUUUUUUGAUAAGUGAUAAAGAAGCCACCAUUUUCCCUACAGAUAAUGGGGAAGAUUUCUUUAACAAUCUUCCUAGCCCCAAGGCUGAUACACCUUUGUCAACCUCUCAUGAUAAGUUUGCUAUUGGGGAUGCUGUGCAUGGUUCAGAACCAUUGCCGCAAGAACCGGAUGAAAUUGACCAGAGUGCUGACCCAGCAUUUGAUGAUGGUGUCCAACAUGCUUUAAUUGUUGGAGAUUACAAGGGGGCAGUUGCACAGUGCAUAUCUGCAAAUAAAAUGGCCGAUGCUUUAGUUAUUGCUCACUUUGGUGGUGCAUCCUUGUGGGAGAGCACACGUGAUCAAUACUUUAGGAUUAGCCGUUCACCUUACCUAAAGGUUGUUUCUGCUAUGGUGAACAAUGAUCUCUUGAGCAUUGUAAAUACCAGACCCCUGAAAUCCUGGAAAGAAACACUUGCUCUUCUCUGUAGUUUUGCACAGAGGGAGGAAUGGACCACACUCUGUGGCAUACUUGCUUCUAAACUCAUGGCUGCGGGUAACACUUUGGCUGCUACUCUUUGUUAUAUCUGUGCUGGAAAUAUUGAUAAAACUCUGGAAAUUUGGUCGAGUAGUCUUCAAACUGAGCAUGAUGGGAAAUCCUAUGUUGAUCUUGUUCAGGAUUUGAUGGAAAAGACCAUUGUGCUUGCCUUGGCAACUGGGCAAAAACGAUUCAGUGCAUCUUUGUGUAAGCUGGUUGAGAAAUAUGCUGAAAUUUUAAGAAGUCAAGGGCUUUUAACAGCAGCAUUGGAGUGCCUUAAACUUUUGGGUUCUGAUGAAUUGCCGCCUGAACUUGUGAUCUUAAGGGAUCAUAUUGCAUUCUCUGCAGAACCUGUCCAUCAAAAGCCUGUCAUUGCAACAUUGACAAGGCUUUCCAAUGAGAAGUCAAAGCUGGGAGGUUCACGUGCAAAUCCAGCUAACAAGCGUAAAAUAGAAGUCAAUUCUAGGAAAUCAGGGGCCUCUUUUGCAAAACUCAAUAGUGGGGACUUAGCAUCUCGGGCUCGUCAAGGCAUCAACCAAAAGAGUAUGCUGUUGUUGCCCCCUUCACGGAUGAGCAAACAACCUCUAAGACUUCGUACCGCAAGGAAAAAGUUAGAAUUUUUUGACAUGAAAGCCGGUGGUAUCACUGGUAUGGCAUUUUUCUGAAACAUUAUGCUCACUGUCUUUUUUUUUUUUUUCAAAUGACUUCAGGGCCAUAGUGUAAGUUGCCCCCUUUCUCUUUAUGUAAACAGCUCUAAUGUCAAUGAUCUUGGGAUCCUUGAGUGAUUUGGUUUCUGCUCGUAUAAGAUUGUUCAAAGCCGUUUGGGGCUCUUAUUUUGUAUUGUUGUCUGCAAUCGGCAUGUAUAAUGAUAUCUGGAAAUUAGUAGAAUCUCAUUGUAUUGAUAUUGACAUGGUAGCAACCAUCAUCUAAGAGAUCUGAUGUGGUUCAUUUAUUAAA
This is a messenger RNA of Alnus glutinosa, 3129 nucleotides long. Its product is annotated as protein transport protein SEC31 homolog B-like. The transcript is spliced from 17 exons. Gene Ontology annotation, biological process: COPII-coated vesicle cargo loading; intracellular protein transport; endoplasmic reticulum to Golgi vesicle-mediated transport. Bases 144 to 2837 code for a protein of 897 amino acids. NCBI's taxonomy places the organism in Eukaryota, Viridiplantae, Streptophyta, Magnoliopsida, Fagales, Betulaceae. Gene Ontology annotation, molecular function: structural molecule activity; protein binding. Gene Ontology annotation, cellular component: COPII vesicle coat; endoplasmic reticulum exit site. The record is from RefSeq and is a predicted model, not a curated record.